Messenger RNA from Rhineura floridana, 639 nucleotides. Its product is annotated as WW domain-binding protein 2-like. The transcript has 7 exons. Gene Ontology annotation, molecular function: chromatin DNA binding; transcription coactivator activity. Gene Ontology annotation, cellular component: nucleus. The coding region runs from base 1 to 639 and encodes 212 amino acids. Lineage: Eukaryota; Metazoa; Chordata; Lepidosauria; Squamata; Rhineuridae. The record is from RefSeq and is a predicted model, not a curated record. Gene Ontology annotation, biological process: positive regulation of DNA-templated transcription.
AUGGAAGUGACUAGGUAUCAGUUCUCCAGGUCAGCCAACAGUUCUGAGGAAAGGGUCCUCGCUCACUACAGCGAGGUGUCCUUGUCCCUGGAAGGGCAGCCAGAUUUUCCAGAAGAACUCAAAGGCACCAAGAAAGGGAUGCUGUACCUCACCCAGUACAAAAUGAUCUUCCAGCACAAAGACAAGGGAUCCACCAUCAUCCGUUUCCCACUGCAGCUCUUAGGAGAUUGCGUCUUGGAGGAGGAGCCGGGCUCCAAACCUCAGCAUAUCAAAGGAACCCUGACGUCCACCCAGGGAGUCCUCGCCUUCAGAUUCACCUUCCAAUAUGGAGCAUCUGAUUGCCUAAACAUGAUAAAGGAUCUGACCGAUGCAGACAUAUUGAGAGAAGGUACCAACCUACAAGAAUACCCCACUGCCUCCAUCUAUACCUAUGCCCAUCCCGCUGCGCCCCGGACAGCUCGUUCUCUCAACAUGCUGCCAUUGUGGCCUCCCCCUUACCCUGGGCCACCAGACCUUCCUCCUCCUUAUUCUGAAGUGGAAGGAAUGUCUCCAAGAGGAAGCAGAGGCUCAGAGAUCCAGGAAAGCUGCUGCCAUUGCAGAGGACAGAUGAUCCAGGAUCAAGUUAACAGACAGGACUGA